AUGAAUUUACUUAAUCAUACAAUAAAACUCUUACAAUAAGCCCUAUAGAACUUGUAAUAGAUGUAAGGUAAAGAGGAAGCGAAAGAUGUGUUACAAUAAUUUAGCAAAGCAGUUGAUCCAAUAACAGAAGAAUUCAAAGAAUUUGUUCCAUAUUAAGUAGAAAUCUCUGAAAAACAUUUGAGUUAAAUACUUAGCAAGGAGUAUAUAAUAAAGACAGUUGAAUAAUUUCGUUAGUGGAGAGCUACAGAAUGUAUGAAAGCAGAAACCUUUGAAGAAGUAAUGGAGGCUCAUAAUCAGUAUUAUUACAAAACUUUGAGGUAGCAAGUCUAUAGAUUCAUUGUGAUUACAGAUGGAUUUCGCUAUUCAAGAGGUGAAGCUAGAGAGAAACUUGCUCAUUGUCCAUUUUGCAAAUUUCAGAAUCUACUUACUUAUGUAACAGCUCAUGUUCUCAAAAAGCAUGCUAAUAAUUAUUAAAUUUAUAAUUGCUCAAUUUGUAAUAAAGAUUUUUAAUCACAUCGGUUAUUGGUCAUGCAUAUUCACAAUUACCACAAAGAAGGAGUUACUCCAAAAAAGAAAAAUGGAAUAACACUUCGGAAAGAACUAAGUUAAUAGGAAGAUGAUGAUGAAAUAUUUGAAGAAGCUGAUUCCCCAGAGAUAUCUUUAUGAGUUCAAUAAAUGCA
Messenger RNA from Paramecium sonneborni, 680 nucleotides. Lineage: Eukaryota; Ciliophora; Oligohymenophorea; Peniculida; Parameciidae. The record is from the annotation of a GenBank genome assembly.